AUGCAAAAGACUACCAUAAUCAUUUCAGAGCUCUCAAAGCCGGAACUUUUAAAAGUCUCCAUCACAAUCAAGCAAUACCUUGUUGACUAUCAAAAGCAAAACAACAUAACGGAAUCCCAAUUAGUCGAAAACUGGUCAGAACUACCAACACUAAGCCGUCUAGUUAUUAUAUUUACAGAAGAAAAGUACGCUACAGAUAUAUUUCAACAUUUAAACACUGCUUUACCAAAUCAUAAAGUUCAUUUAUCAGAAUCCUUGCUAAGAAGACAUAAAUCAUUUGGAUCAUUAGAGGCACCAUCAAACUUGGAACAGGCUCAAUCAUCACUUUACCAAGAACCAGAGCCGAUCAAAAACAAUGAAAUUAAGCUUGAGGAAAACCAACCUCCAAGAACCUUGUUCAAGCCAGAUCUAAGUUUAAACACUGAAAUGAAUCCGAAAGCCCCGUCACCAAGAGGAGAAUCCCCAUCAAGUCCAACUAUAACGUUGGAGGAAUGUUCCACCUAA
Hansenula anomala is the source of this 504-nucleotide messenger RNA. RefSeq lists its product as uncharacterized. Lineage: Eukaryota; Fungi; Ascomycota; Saccharomycetes; Phaffomycetales; Wickerhamomycetaceae. The record is from RefSeq and is a predicted model, not a curated record. The transcript has a single exon. Bases 1 to 504 code for a protein of 167 amino acids.